Molecule: messenger RNA, 2507 nt
Organism: Rubroshorea leprosula
Lineage: Eukaryota; Viridiplantae; Streptophyta; Magnoliopsida; Malvales; Dipterocarpaceae
Source: the annotation of a GenBank genome assembly
ACUAAUGCCAGUUCAUUUUCUCUCUGUCAUUUUCACAAACACCAACAGCUCCUAGAUCUCUCCCCGGAGCUGCGGCACCGGAGAAGCUUCAUUGCAGUAUUUGAUAUGCUUGUAUGCUCGAUUACUACCUGGUUCUGUUGAAGCGUUGUUGAGUGUAUUAGAUUUCGGAGGAGGAUGGACGCUGCCGAUGGAACGGUGAGAUUAGGAGCUCUGAAAAUGAAGGCGGCUCGGGGCCGCGAUUUGGAUUCCGAUGUGUCGGUUUCUUCGCCGGUGACUAGACAGAAAGCUGCUGCCGCCAAGCAGUUCAUUGAGAAUCAUUACAAGAACUACUUGCAAGGAUUGCAAGAUCGUAUGGAGAGACGUCGAGUGCUUCAAAGAAGAGCACAAGAAGCUCAAAUUCCAACUGAGGAGCAAGAGGAGAUGCUGAGGAAUCUGGAACGUAAGGAAACUGAAUACAUGAGGCUGCAAAGACGGAAAAUUGGAAUUGAUGAUUUUGAACAAUUAACUGUAAUUGGAAAAGGUGCAUUUGCAGAGGUUAGGUUAUGUCGUGCUAAAGAUACGGGAGAGAUUUUUGCAAUGAAGAAAUUAAAGAAAUCUGAAAUGCUUCGCCGUGGACAGGUUGAGCAUGUCCGAUCUGAGAGAAACUUACUUGCAGAGGUUGAUAGUCGGUGCAUUGUAAAACUAUUCUAUUCUUUUCAAGAUUCUGAUUUCUUAUACCUUAUUAUGGAGUAUUUGCCUGGUGGUGACAUUAUGACGCUACUGAUGAGAGAAGACACUCUCUCUGAAGAUGUUGCACGUUUUUACAUCUCAGAAAGCAUUUUGGCUAUUUAUUCAAUUCACCAACACAAUUACAUUCAUCGGGACAUCAAACCAGAUAACCUGAUACUAGACAGAAAUGGUCAUUUAAAGCUUUCAGAUUUUGGUUUGUGUAAGCCCCUAGAUGACAGAUAUUCAUCAAUUUUGUUGGAGGAUGAAGAUAUUACCUCUGAGGAAUCAACUGUUAAUACUGAAUCCCCGUCUGGCUCUGAUAGAGUCCCUUGGUUGAUGCCAAAGGAACAAUUACAACAAUGGAAACGCAAUCGCCGUGCUUUGGCCUAUUCAACUGUUGGAACCCUUGAUUACAUGGCACCUGAAGUCUUGCUAAAGAAGGGAUAUGGGAUGGAAUGUGAUUGGUGGUCUCUUGGUGCCAUCAUGUAUGAGAUGCUCAUAGGCUAUCCUCCCUUCUGUUCUGAUGAUCCUCGGAUAACCUGCCGCAAGAUAGUGCAUUGGAGAACCUGCCUGAAAUUCCCUGAGGAGCCAAAAAUAUCAGAUGAGGCUAGGCAUUUGAUUUGUCACCUGCUCUGUGACGUUGAAACAAGGCUAGGUGCCGGGAGGAUAGAAGAACUGAAGGGACAUCCUUGGCUCAGAGGCAUUCAAUGGGAAAAGUUGUAUGAAAUGGAUGCUGCUUAUAAGCCCACAGUUAAUGGAGACUUGGACACUCAGAAUUUUGAGAAGUUUCCUGAGUUGGAAGGUCUACCCUCUACAACACCACAAGUGGGGCCUUGGCGGAAGAUGUUGACAUCAAAAGAUACAAAUUUCAUAGGAUUCACUUUUAAGAAGUCAGAUGUCCUUAAAUCACUUGCGAGCUCAGGUAUGCUGCUUUUGAUGAUGGAAAAUGAAAGAGAAGAACAAUUAGGUAAUGUCCAACUUCAGUAUGUGCCUGUUCAGAAGUCACAUAAGGAUGGAGCAACACAUGGCUGUUUUGCCACAAUCCAAUUUGAAGUUUACCACACGGCACACUCUACUUUGGAAUUAGCAGUGUUUCAUCACAUUAUGAAGGUGUCCAAUUGCCUUUGGCUCAUUGAUAUCCAAUGUGGUAAACCCGUUUUGUGGAAGAAUCUAUCAAUAUCCAUGAAGUUUAUGAAUGUUAGGGAUGGACUCAUUGUUUGGGUGUUCAUUGCAGGUACAGACAUGAGAGUCAAUGGACCUCCAAACGGCCCAUCUUUAAUUUCCUUGCUAGGCCGGAUUGAUCUUCAAGAAACAGCAAUACCAGAGGGUGAGCAGAAGCAGGAAAGUUGAUUUUUAAGCACUUGUUUGCUUCUGUUGAGUUGAGGCUCAAGGGUAGUUUUUCCUAUUCAAGUUGAGCAAUUAUCAAACAAGACCGAAUUUGGCAAGAACAGCUGAAGGAAGACAUUAAUAUGAUGAAUUAAAGAAAACAGCAUCUCAUCUUCACCCCUAUUCUUCUGAUCCUUGUCCUGAUCCUGGAGAAUAAGAGCUGCUAUAAAGCUGAAACAAUGUCGAAAUCCAUUUUGAAUGCCAUUCAUUUCCCUUCAUAUAAAUGCCUAUUAAUUAGAAAACUUUUUCAUGUAUAUGCAAUACUAACUGCUGCUCACGGCUACCCAUUUCUGUCGCUUGUUAUUUUGUUCUUAGCACUGUAUUCGUUCUAUAUCAGUACUUGCUUUCUGUGGAACGGUUUGGAAUUUAUGAAGUCAGAUACCACCAGAAGCAGAUAGCAUUGGAUUACAUGG